UCCACUCUAUUGUUUUAGUAUAAAUAAAACAGAGGCGGCUCUUAUUUUUGCCAAAUUUCUCUCUCCUCCCUUUUCACUUCUUAACCCAGUCUUUAAUUUUUUGUAAUCUCAAUUAUUUUUUGGAACAAGUUUCAUUUUCUUUUAUUUGGGUAAUUUUUACUUGGUAUGGCAUCUGGAAUUUUUUCUGGUGAAGAACACCCUCAUCAGCAUUUUAACUGCUGUUGUAGUGGUGCUUGUGUAACUACGAGUAUGAUUCGAUCUUCAUUAGAGAAAGUCAAUUCUGUAAUUACACAGGUCCAUAAUCAACUGAAUCAACUACGGUCUCUAUUGCAAAAUUCUGCCCUGUCUCCAACUACAAGCUCAUUGCCAGAUCACAGCGAGUCAUCUGCACCAGGAAGCUUUCGAUUGUCCUUUAAGGGCAUAAUACCUAAUGAACUGUUAACCAACACCAACAUAGAAAAGGAGGGUACUUCACUUAAAGUGGAGUUGCUUGAUGAGUUUGGUAAACGAGUAGAAGUUGGUGUUGAUUCUUGUGUGAAGAUUAAGAUUGAUGUUCUUGAUGGUGAUUUUAAUGUUGAGGAGGAACAAAAUUGGACCGAGGAGAAAUUCAAAGAGAAGAUUGCCCGGCCAAGAAAAGGUAAAGGGUCACUUUUGAAGGGAAACACCAAGUUUUCAUUGAAUGGAGGAGUUGCUGAUGUUUGUGGCUUUUCUUUCACGGAUAUCUCGAGUUCAAUGACAAAUGGAACGUUUAGGUUUGGGGCUCAAGUUAUAGGUGGUCUUCCUUCUGGAAGGGUUGUAAGAUCAGCAGUAAGUGAAAAAGAAUUUCGGGUGAAAGUAAGCCGCCUAAAAAGUGAACGAAAGCGUUCAAAUCCAUCUCCUGAAGACGAUUUAUGGCGAUUGAAAAACAUAAACAAAACUGGGCCAGUUUGUUGUAGGGCAAAGGAAAAAGAAAUUCAUACAGUGAAGGACUUCCUACAACUUUAUCACACUGAUGAAAAAAAAAUGAAAGCUAUUCUAAGAGUUCCUGAAACAAAGUGGGAUGAAAUUGUAAAAAAUGCCGAGGCAUGCACAUUAACCAAAGAGCAGUAUCGGUACUAUGAUGAUGCAUCAGGGGAUGAUCUUAUAUUAGAUUGUGCCUUCAACAUUAAAAGGGUUACAUUCAAGGGUGGAACAACCCAGCUUUAUAAAUCUCUUGAUUUUACCCAAAAGGAAAAAGCUGGUAAAUUAAGGCAAUCUGCAUAUGAAAAACGACAUAAGCUUGAACUAAUUGUACCAACUCAAGAAGGACUCGCAUAUCCAUCUAGUGCUGAACAACAGGAGCUUCAAGAAGAGCAAGAGCAACAACCAGCAGCAGCACCCUCACCAUACACUUACUCCAGUAAUUUACCUAUGCAAUAUCCUGGUACUGCAGCAACAUAUCAAGUUUCAGAUGAUUUAUUGCAAAACAUGGGAGUCGCCACUGAAUCAGCAUGUUUUAUGGCUUAUGUUUCUGGGGAUAACAUUCCAAAUCCUGCAGUCAAUAUGCCCGUGCAGAUAUCAGAUCAUAGCCUAGACUCACUGGCGUCUUUGCCACCUGAAUUAUAUUCAGGUUCCUUUCUGUUUCCUAAUGUGUCUACUGAUUCUGGGAUGCAACAAGUGGAUAACUGUGCUUCACAGUCUUCACUAAGUACAAGUCCAUCUUUUUCCAAAUUUGAAGAAUUUAUUGCAGGGGUUUUGGCUGAGGACGAGGCUUCUCUUGGAGACUCGCAGGCUUUAAAUAAUACAGAUGAGUUGAGGACCGAAACUCCAAGCAGGCUUCGGGUAUACUGGAGGAAAAUUGGAGUUAAACUAAAUUUUAUAGUAAGGAUAAGAAGAAUAGAUAGUUACAGACCUCUGAAGAAGCAAAAGACUGGACACACAGACAACUGAUAAGCGUUGCAGUUGCAAGACAAAGUUUAGAUGAUACAUUAAUUUCAUACAAGCCAAUAUGUGUGCUUGAUUUGUAAGAAAAUUGAAGGAUUUCACCUACUGAGUUGUGAGUCAUAUAGCUGUAUUUACCUGGUGUUUCAUUUGUACCAAUUUUAAUGAUACAUUCCACAAAUAAACGAUCAUUACAACUUGUAAUGAAAAUCAGGAAACCUCAAUCAAGCCAUUACUUAAUGUUUAGUACAUGAAAUUCUCGGUCAUAAAAAAA
This is a messenger RNA of Chenopodium quinoa (quinoa), 2173 nucleotides long. RefSeq names its product calmodulin-binding protein 60 F-like. The transcript is spliced from 10 exons. Gene Ontology annotation, biological process: regulation of salicylic acid biosynthetic process. The record is from RefSeq and is a predicted model, not a curated record. The coding region runs from base 166 to 1908 and encodes 580 amino acids. Gene Ontology annotation, cellular component: nucleus. NCBI's taxonomy places the organism in Eukaryota, Viridiplantae, Streptophyta, Magnoliopsida, Caryophyllales, Amaranthaceae. Gene Ontology annotation, molecular function: calmodulin binding; DNA-binding transcription factor activity; sequence-specific DNA binding.